Messenger RNA from Maniola jurtina (meadow brown), 896 nucleotides. RefSeq lists its product as uncharacterized. Gene Ontology annotation, molecular function: N-acetyltransferase activity. The record is from RefSeq and is a predicted model, not a curated record. The transcript is spliced from 5 exons. NCBI's taxonomy places the organism in Eukaryota, Metazoa, Arthropoda, Insecta, Lepidoptera, Nymphalidae. The coding region runs from base 106 to 813 and encodes 235 amino acids.
CUUAAACUCACCCUUAGCUCUCAAUUCUGCUCAGUCGUCGUGUUGGAGCCACAUCGGCGGCAGUUUGCGAAUUUUAUCAACCCCUAACUCCUAGCACUUCUUACGAUGGUGUACACACGUCCAUCCUCGAUUCCUCUGCCCACGGUCUGGCGCCGCUUCACCGCGCGCGGCGCCGCGCUCAGGGUGCAGGACAUGACGGACGACCAGCUCGAGCCGGCCGUGCAGCUGCUCCUCAAGUACUUCACUGCUGACGAGCCGCCUUGCAAGUACAUUGAAAUCAACAAGCAUCCAGGAGCUCUCGCCGAGUUGGAGAAGUUGUGGAGGAACACCAUCAAAGACCGAAUAUCCGUGGUCUGUGUGGAGGAUAGAGAUGAACCGACGGACAUAAUAGGAGUUAACGUUCUCACCGUGUGUUCUAAAAGUGAUAAAGAAGAGGAAUUUCAGACGGAUGACAGAAUCUGGGCUAAGCUUUUCGGUGCAGUGGACCUGGUGGGUAGGAGUGUGGACAUUUUCGAGAAAUUUGGUGUGGAGCAGUACCUCACUGCGUACGGGCUGGUGGUGGCGCCACAGUGGCGAGGCUGCGGGGUUGGGAAGGAGAUACUUCUGGCUCGUAUACCGCUGUGCAAAGCUCUCGGCGUGAAAGUGACGGCCACAGUGUUCACGGCAGCAGCGUCCCAGGCAGUAGCACGGAAGGCAGGCUUCCAGGACCUGUUCCAGAUAUCCUACGAGGAGCUGGCCAAGCGAGGCUUCAGCUUUCCUGGAGUCGACGAGAACACUAAGUAUUCUAAGCUCAUGGCUUUGGAGAUUAUUUAAAUUAUACUUACAAAUCUAUUUCAUCUAAUACAUUUAUAUACUUAGUACUUACCCACCUAUAUCACACGACAGGUUGAGUUGGC